CUCCCUAUUGGGGCUGCGCCUUCGGGUGUCGGGGCGGGGUGGGUUGUACUUACCUUUGCUUUCUAUCAGCAGGAGACACACAACAGUCUGCAGUGAUUACCUCGCCGAUAAACUGGAGACAGCAGCAGGAAGGGCGGGGCUAAGCUUCAUUGCAGACCCAGUCCUGAUUGGUCUACUGACUGAGCCUACCCAGUGCUGCCUGCCGUUCCCUCCCGCGGGAGAGAACGGGCGUAUCAGACAUUCUGCUCACAAGAAAAGGAAGAACAGAAGAUACCACUUAAGUCUUGCUGAGGAAAUUACAGGAACCAAGAAGAUCCUCUCUGCCUGAAUUAAAAGACAGUAUUGAAUCUCUGCUUGUUUUGCUUAUAAAAAGUGAAGCUGCCUGUACCAAUAUUCCAGGAAGAAAAUGACAGAGGAAUAACAAGCUUUUUGGUUGCUAGUUUUUUUUUUCUUACUUCAUUUUGCCUGCUUAUUAGUCUACAGAAAUUACAAUAGAACAUAAGGUUAUUUUUCCGGUUUUUAGUAUUUUUGAAUAUGUUUUACACUCUGAAUAAACUUUUUACACUAGAUAUAGGACUUCAUUAUGAUCAUUCUUGGAAAAACUAUUUUUUUUUUUUAGUUUGCCUCCCAUUUUUUUCAGAUACAAAGAUGUUUUCCUGUCAUAGCUUAUUACCGUAACAAUAUUGCAGUAUUAUUUCUGGAUUUAAAAGAAAUACGGCGUUCAUGUCACUUCAUGAGAUACCACUGAGGAAUGUGGAGGAAGUUUUAUAUUUUAGCAUUGUGUAACUUAGUUUUGAUUUUGAAUCUUUAAGCCACAGACACACCUAUAGAACCAGUUUUAUAUUGCAUAUCCAAAUGUGAAAGAUGUCUUGGAAGAGAAAUUAUUUUUCUGUGGGACAGGGUGGUGUGCAAGACAUGUUUACUCCACGAAAUACAACAUCUAUAGCACCAAGUAAAGGUCUCAGCAAUGAGCCAGGACAAAAUAGCUGCUUCCUGAAUAGUGCAUUACAGGUACUCUGGCAUCUUGAUAUUUUUCGACGCAGUUUUCGACAACUUACAACACACAAAUGCAUGGGAGAUUCCUGUAUAUUUUGUGCCCUCAAAGGUAUCUUUAACCAGUUCCAGUGCAGCAAUGACAAAGUGUUACCUUCUGAUGCUCUUCGUAGUGCUCUUGCAAAGACCUUUCAAGAUGAGCAGCGUUUCCAGCUGGGCAUUAUGGAUGAUGCUGCAGAAUGCUUUGAGAACCUCUUAAUGAGGAUUCAUUUCCACAUUGCAGAUGAAUCUAAAGAAGAUAUCUGCACUGCCCCACAUUGUAUUUCACAUCAGAAAUUUGCAAUGACCUUGUUUGAACAGUGUGUCUGUACCAGUUGUGGUGCUACUUCUGAUCCAUUGCCCUUCAUCCAGAUGGUGCAUUAUAUCUCAACUACUUCACUCUGCAAUCAGGCCAUUUGCAUGCUGGAAAGACGAGACAAACCGACACCUGAUAUGUUUGGAGAGCUGCUACAAAAUGCCAGCACAAUGGGAGACAUGAGAAACUGUCCGAGCAAUUGCGGAGAAAAAAUUCGGAUACGCCGAGUAUUGAUGAACUCUCCACAGAUCAUCACCAUCGGACUGGUCUGGGACUCGGAUCACUCAGAUUUGGCAGAGGAUGUCAUUCAUAGCCUGGGCACUUGCCUUAAACUGGGUGAUCUGUUCUUCAGAGUAACUGACGACAGAGCAAAACAAUGUGAAUUGUAUUUGGUUGGAAUGAUCUGCUACUAUGGAAAACAUUACUCCACCUUUUUCUUUCAAACAAAGAUUCGUAUGUGGAUGUAUUUUGAUGAUGCCCAUGUUAAAGAGAUAGGCCCUAAAUGGAAAGAUGUUGUUACUAAGUGCAUUAAGGGUCAUUACCAACCCUUGCUACUCCUUUAUGCAGACCCAAGAGGAACUCCAGUAUCAACCCAGAAUCUAUCCACACAGGAUUUACCACAGUAUAGCAGAACCUAUUAUGAUAGUGAAGAUUCAGGACGUGAACCUUCUAUCUCAAGUGACACUAGAACAGAUUCUUCUACAGACAGCUAUCUACAUAAACAUUCCCACCAUGAAUCUAUGGUCAGUCAUUUUUCUUCUGAUUCUCAAGGAACUAUCAUUUAUAAUGUGGAAAAUGAUAUGGUUUCGCAAAGCAGCAGGGACACAGGUCACCUGACUGAUAGCGAAUGCAAUCAGAGACAUACUUCCAAAAAGAGUUCUCAGGCAGACCGUAAGAGAAAUAACAACAGGUCUAGAAAGAAGGGGGAUGAAGCACAGCCUUCUGGAUAUCACAGUGAAGGAGAGACACUGAAGGAGAAACAGGUCCCCAGAACUGCCUCUAAAAUGUUGAAUGGUACCAGCAAACUAAGGGAAUUUAAAGAGACAGUUAGCAACAUGAUCCACAACAGGCCUUCACAGACACAUCAGGGCUCCCCUCAUGGGAAGAAUCAGACUGAAAUCCAGUCACUACCCAGAACUUUGACCAUUCAGUCUCAAGACUGGGAAAUAGAGAGCAACAGUAGUGAAUCAAAGUCAAGUUCUUCUAGCAAAUACCGCCCACCUUGGAGACCCAAACGAGAGCCGCUAAAUAUAGACAGCAUCUUCAGUAAAGAAAAGAGAAAACAAAGUGGCUACACCCAACUCAGCCCCUUCGCAGAAGAUGCAGCCAAAGAAUUUAUAGAAGAUGAGCUGAAGGAGCCAGCAUGUGAAACAAGAUCAAGGCGGUCCAACAGGUAUAAGCACUGGACUUUAGGGCGUGGUGCACAUCACAGGAUGGAUCAGCAUCCUCGUCUGAUUCAAAGGAUGGAAUCUGGGUAUGAAAGCAGUGAUCGCAAUAGCAACAGUCCAGUCAGUCUGGAUAUGCCUUUGUCAGAGAGCUCAAAUACCUCUAGGGAUUAUCUUAUCAAACGAACUGGAGAUGUUAUUCCUGCCUGGCAUAAUAUUCCAAAAUCACAUAGCAGUAGCAUCUUGGAAGUAGAGUCUGCCUCAUCUAUAACCUGCAGGACAAAAAAUAAAUACUCCUUUGGUCAUGGUGGGGAGAUACUUGUUUCUUCCAAGAGUGAACUAGAUGAAUUACAAGAAGAAGUAGCAAGAAGGGUCCAGGAGCAAGAUUUCCAGAGGAAGCAGGAAAAGGAACUAGAGGCAGCCUUGGGCUUUAAUCCCCACCCAAGCAGAUUUAUGGAUCUGGAUGAACUGCAGAAUCAAGGGAGGACUGGUGGCUUUGAGAGGCCUAUGCAAGAGGCAGAUUCAAUCUUUCAAGAGUCACUGCAUCAAGAGCAGAAGGGAGAUUGUGCUGCAGCUUUGGCUCUCUGCAAUGAAGCUAUAUCUAAACUAAGACUUGCCAUGCAUGAUGCCAGCUCUAGCACUCAGAGCAGAGCCCUAAUCGAUAAGAAGCUGCAAAUCUAUGUCCGAAAAGAGCGGAGCCUUCAGGAUCGCAUGCAGCAGCAACAACCUGUACAACCGCCACCUACCUGCCACCCACCACCGGGCGGCAACAUGACCCAAUCUACAAGUAAACAGACUAUCCCACUCCAAGUACUGCUGAAACAGAAGAGUGUGCUGGAACCCAGCAAAGAAGCAGCACCUGGGUCAAGAGCCUACGUCCAUCCACUUGCUUCCCAUCCUGAAAAGAAAUCAUCAUAUUCCAAGCCCAUAUUUCAACCCCUUCUUGAGAACAGCCUGCACUUUCAAGCUGUGUCUGUUACUUUCAGUGAUGAAGCUACUACUUUUCCUUUUAGACAACCUGGUAGCGAUCAAUCCAUUCAGACUAAGAAUAAAAUCAAUGGUGAUGUGAAACUUGCUUCUCCUAGCACUUUAAAGGAUUACGAAGAUCACAACAGUAACAUUAAGGUCAAGAACCUACAUAAUGCAGCAUCUCCUCUCAUCCCCUACUGCAAAAUGAAUUUAACUAUAACAAACUCUGAAUCAUUACCUACACUCUUCCCCUCUUCACCAGCAUCGGAAAUUCCACUUGGCAAAAAAGGCCUACAUAAUCCGCUCUUCAAUUCAGGAAGCAUUUCAGAAUGGCCUAGUGCUGCUCCACCUAGGGAUUAUCAUGGUGCAAUACUGCCUUCUCUUCCCUCUCUUCUUCAUUGUGCUCCAGAAGAAUUGCAGACAACUGGGCAACUUGAGGUAAACAGUCAUGAGAGUUUACAUCAUCCACAAGAACUUGUUAGUGGGGAUUCUUUGAAAUCCGAAGGUGUAAGUAGCAAAAGGCAUGUUCUUUCCAUUGCAGAACAGCUUCAGUGGUUGGAGGGAAAUUUCCAAAGACUAGAUACUUAUGAGGAAAAAAGGAAGGCAGCUACCUGUCAUGAUCAAAAUACUCCAAAGUUACAGCAAGAAUCCUACAGUAGUCAUUUUUACCUCGAGCGGUCAGAUGUUGGAAGACAGGAGAAUGGAAUGGCACCUGCUGAAACGUCGGACUCAAGUCUUUCUAAAAUUGAGUUGAGUUCUGAAGAUUGUUUUAAUGCUUCCAACAUCAUUUCUGAAAGUUCUGAUUCACAUAUAAAAGUUCUCUGCAACAAAGGGAAACAAUGUACCUUGAGUCCCAAGUUAUAUCCAGGAAAAUGCAGCUGUGAGGAAAAAACAAAAUAUACCAAUUACAGAAAUUCUGCUGGCUUGAUUGCAUCUGUGCCUGGAGAGAGCUGCACAGACCAUCUUAACAAUUUUAGCACAGCAGUAAUUCAGCAUAAGAAUGCCAGUUGGCUUUUGAUACCUGGAAACAAAUCACCUGUGAUCAGUCAAAGAGCUCUUGGGGACUACCCAGUGCAGAAUCAGGAAACAGUGCAGGAGGUUUCUGAGCUGGAAUCUCUGUACCAGGCCAGCAUGCAAGUACCUCUAUUGGGAAACCUGGACAAUCCCAAACUGGCACUGAACAAAACAGCAAACUUGCCUACAAAAAAACCAUGUAGGGGUCUGUCAAGAACAGCAGAACCUGAAAACAACAUCUGUGGAAAUAUUGGUUCGCCAGAUCCUAAAACACAUUUGCCAUAUACUGGCCAGGAGCCAGAGGAGGAAACCUAUAGUGCAGAGAACUUCCGUCGCAUUGCACGCAGUCUCAGUGGGACAGCCAUCACAAGCAGAGAAGAGAAACUUGCUUCUUCUCAGAAUUUUGAAAUGUCCAGCGAGAGGAAACUGUCAGUGGAACCCAGGUCCUAUUCUUCCAGUACUACUUCCCUUUCCUUCCCUCCCAAUUUGCCUCCUGUGCUCCCCUUCUAUCCUCAGCACUCUUCAUCUGAACUGCAGCACUUCUCCCAUGAUGCUCCAGCGACUAGUAUGGUGGGCAAGAUGCAUAGACAAUCAGGAAAUCGAAAGAAUAUCCAAUAUCCAUGUCUAACUGUGCCAGACAGGAAUGCAGCUUUCCACAUAGAAGAUAAAUCAUGUGUGCCACUGAAUUAUGGGAACACCAUUUUCAAGCAGGACCGGUCCUCUCAAGGGCAAACAUCUUUUAAUAUAUUUUUAGACAGUGGAACAUCAAAUGCUUCCAACCUACAGAGGCUACAGAGAAGUCAUGCUGGCCAAGAGCUAGCAGCAGCAUCAGAUAGCGAAGCAGCGCAUGGGGAAUCUCCCACCCAGAUGAGCGAGGACUCACAAGAGCCUCUGCCCCAAUGGCCGCUCCCUCAGGGACAGGAAAAGGCUGGUGCUCUUGGCUGGAGGCAGUCUCCUGGCAGGGAUUGUGGGACAGUCUCACAUGGGACUGCCAGACACAAAGGCUGUCAGAGUGGCUUUCUGAUUUCCCAGCAAGCCAAGGUCCGAGGCCCAAAGCGUGUCGAUAUGCCCCCAGAUGAAGACUGGCGACAGCACACCUUUGCUCCACAGCCUGCCACAAGAAGCUUCUUCAUCCACUCUGGAAAUGCCCUGUAAAACCCUGGCUUGUGCAGCAGUUACCUCCAUGCACAGCCAUGACAGAAAGAUGGGACCCUCUGUUGGGCUGUUUCUUUUGAAAGAGGCUCUUGUCUAAACUGAAAUGCAAUUGAUAAUAAGAUAGCAAGAUUUUUUUUCAACCAGUUGCUGCCAGUUUUGUCUUUGAAAUAGUUAUAUCAUUGCCGAAAACUAACUGCACUUUAUUUCUUUGUAUGUACUGCUGUUUUAUAAGAACCUUGUCAGCAAUUCCAUUCCUAACCUUUUGCUAGAAGAAAUGGUUUAAGGCUCAUUUGCAGUAGAAGAGAGGGCAAGAUAUGCAUUUGGACUAAAAUUAAAUCCUCUGAUGUUUUCUAUAGGCUGUAUUUGGUGAAUUUAUGUAUCAUGUUAAGUAGCACUAAGAAGCCUCUGUGCCAACUGUCAAUUCAGUGUUAUGUUCUUCUGCUCCAUUAUAUGCUGGGGGGAAGAUUUCAGACCUUUCUACAGAAUUGGUCAUGUUCAUAGGCACAGAUAACUCCGAUGGGGGCUAGGGAGGGAGUGGUAAGAAGAUGGCACCAGCCCAUUUCCCAUUUUUUUCAAAGUAGACUACUAGGAUUUGAAGUAGCAUGUUUAAUAAACACAGAAUCACUGUAACUAUUUUAGGCUCUGACAUACUUGCCUUUGUAAUUUUUUUCAAAGAAAUAAAUGAAAUAGUUAUGUUUA
Pantherophis guttatus is the source of this 6570-nucleotide messenger RNA. Lineage: Eukaryota; Metazoa; Chordata; Lepidosauria; Squamata; Colubridae. The record is from RefSeq and is a predicted model, not a curated record.